CGGGCGGGGCGGCUUCCGGCGGGUCCGGACGUUGAAUAAUAUAAUACAUUUAAGAGAAAAAUGGAUGAAGAACCUGAAAGAACUAAGCGAUGGGAAGGAGGCUAUGAAAGAACUUGGGAGAUUCUUAAAGAAGAUGAAUCAGGAUCACUUAAAGCUACAAUAGAAGACAUUCUUUUCAAAGCAAAGAGAAAAAGAGUGUUUGAGCACCAUGGACAAGUUCGUCUUGGAAUGAUGCGCCAUCUUUACGUGGUAGUAGAUGGAUCGAGAACAAUGGAAGACCAGGAUUUAAAGCCAAAUAGACUGACAUGUACUUUAAAGCUGUUGGAAUACUUCGUAGAGGAAUAUUUUGAUCAAAAUCCUAUUAGUCAGAUUGGAAUAAUUGUAACAAAGAGUAAAAGAGCUGAAAAACUGACGGAACUCGCAGGAAACCCGAGGAAACACAUAACAUCUUUGAAGAAAGCUGUGGAUAUGACGUGCCAUGGAGAACCGUCUCUGUAUAACUCCUUGAGCAUGGCUCUGCAGACUCUAAAACACAUGCCCGGCCACACGAGUAGAGAAGUCCUGAUCAUCUUUAGCAGCCUCACGACUUGUGACCCAUCUAAUAUCUAUGACCUCAUCAAGACCCUAAAGGCAGCUAAAAUUAGAGUGUCUGUUAUUGGAUUGUCUGCAGAGGUUCGGGUUUGCACUGUACUUGCUCGAGAAACUGGUGGCACAUACCACGUUAUUUUAGAUGAAAGCCAUUACAAAGAAUUGCUAACGCAUCAUGUUAGUCCCCCUCCGGCUAGCUCAAAUUCUGAAUGCUCUCUUAUUCGUAUGGGAUUUCCACAGCAUACAAUUGCUUCUCUGUCUGAUCAAGAUGCAAAACCUUCUUUCAGCAUGGCGCACCUGGAUAGCAGCACCGAGCCAGGGCUCACAUUAGGAGGCUAUUUCUGCCCCCAGUGUCGGGCGAAGUACUGUGAGCUUCCCGUGGAGUGUAAAAUCUGUGGUCUCACUUUGGUGUCUGCUCCCCAUUUGGCACGAUCUUACCAUCAUUUAUUUCCUUUGGAUGCUUUUCAAGAAGUUCCCCUAGAAGAACAUAAUGGAGAAAGAUUUUGUUAUGGAUGUCAGGGGGAAUUGAGAGACCAACAUGUCUAUGUCUGCACCACGUGCCGACACGUCUUCUGCGUGGACUGCGACGUGUUCGUCCACGACUCUUUGCAUUGCUGUCCUGGCUGCAUACACACGAUGCCAGCUCCCACAGGUGUUUGACUCCAGCAGGUGGCACACCUGUACGUGCUAAAGAGAAACUUGCAGUUGUAAAUAAAAUGUCUUGAGAAGAAGCUCCAAUUAAAACACAAAGAACAGUCCAAAAGGAAAAUCUGACUUAAGAAACUUUUUGCUAAGAAAAUGUAGUAUUUUAUUUAAUUUAAAAGUUUGUGUUUUGUCACAGAAAUGGCUGGAAUUCAGUAGUAUUUCAUUCAGUUUUGUUUUCUAUUAUUUUGAGUUAUGUUUUCAAAGUUGUUAUAUGUUAUUGUAUUUAAGUUACUUAUAAUAAUUAAAUUGAUGUGAUAAUUGUUUUAUAGUUAAAUACAGAAUCU
This is a messenger RNA of Ceratotherium simum simum (southern white rhinoceros), 1577 nucleotides long. It is a transcript of the gene GTF2H2, whose product is annotated as general transcription factor IIH subunit 2. Gene Ontology annotation, molecular function: zinc ion binding. The record is from RefSeq and is a predicted model, not a curated record. Gene Ontology annotation, cellular component: transcription factor TFIIH holo complex; transcription factor TFIIH core complex. NCBI's taxonomy places the organism in Eukaryota, Metazoa, Chordata, Mammalia, Perissodactyla, Rhinocerotidae. Gene Ontology annotation, biological process: DNA-templated transcription; nucleotide-excision repair; regulation of transcription by RNA polymerase II.